This is a messenger RNA of Anguilla anguilla (European eel), 1702 nucleotides long. RefSeq names its product CD209 antigen-like protein C. The coding region runs from base 398 to 1105 and encodes 235 amino acids. The transcript has 7 exons. The record is from RefSeq and is a predicted model, not a curated record. Lineage: Eukaryota; Metazoa; Chordata; Actinopteri; Anguilliformes; Anguillidae.
AUAACAGUCUUCAUCAUCCAGUAGCUCAGUAACCAAACAUAAAUACAAAUAAUUGAGCCAUUCAAAUAAUUAUGAGAUGCUGGCAUGAAAUCCAGAUACGUAUAUGGUUAUUUAUCCCGCCUUUGUAAUAUUUUCCUACUGUAGCAAAAUGAGCUAUUGAGCUAUUGUAUGAGCUAUUUAUAGAAAUUGUUAUAUGUACUUCCUGUAUAUAGAAAGAAAGAUAGCAAAAAGAGAGACUGAAGCAGAGACAGACGGACAGAGAGAGGGAGAGGGAGCAGAUAUCUGCAUGUUAAAUGACAAAAUAUUAACCAAAUAUCUGAAUUUCUGCAUUCUCCUGCUAGUUCUGCCUCUCUUCUCCUUCUUCUCUCUCAAUGGUUAAGGUGUUUCAAUAGCCGCAAUGAGUGAGGUAUUAUAUUCAUCUAUGAAGUUCAAGAAGAACUGUAGGCAGGGGACUGCAGCAACUCAGGAUGAAGACGUAACCUAUUCUGAGGUCAAAACCAUCAACCCUACCGCCUCCAACACUGUGUGCCACUGUGGUUCAGCAGAGCACAGUGGGCAAAGCUCACUUCCCUACAGACGGGUUGCAGUGUGUCUGGGGCUGCUGUGCGUUCUCUUAUUGGCUGCCACAGUAGUCUUGUGUGUCCUCUAUACAAGUUUAUCAGAGAACUAUUCAGUGUUGGAGAGAGAUCUGGAGAAAGUCCAGCUACAGAGCACUUUGUGUAAACCCUGUCUACAGGGCUGGGCACAGUUCUCUUCGAAGUGUUACUACUUCUCUAAUGAGAUGAAGAACUGGACAGACAGUCACAGUGACUGCAUUAAAUGGGGAGCUGACCUGGUGAUUAUAGAGAGUAACGCGGAAAAGUGUUUCAUCAACGAACAAAUAAAAAACAUUACCUGGAUUGGACUGAGUUACUCAGUGGAUAAUGGUAACUGGCUCUGGGUGAAUGGAACCUCUCUGCAGAAAGGAUCCUGGGGGAAAGGAAAGUCAGGUGUUAAAAAUGGAUAUGAUUGUGCCAUGUUUAUCCCUAAUGUGAAUGGAUGGAAUACCUCUCACUGUUCUAAUGACCAUAAUUUCAUCUGUGAGACUAAUGCUCUGCCCCCCUAAACCAUUUUUUAUCAUUGUAUGUUUUUGGUUCUCUCAUCUUGUGAGAGGCCGUUGACCAUGCCAGGUUUGACAGUCAAACACAGGACCAAUAAGCAGGAAUUGCGAGAAAUUUUGUUUGUAUGUUGCUUGAUAAAUGAGGCCCAUUGUGUGAAAGUAUGAGCUAAUAGAAAGAGCUCUCAGUACCUACUUACUCAGUAUCUCAUAAAGGCUCUCCAAACAGACGCUGUGUCCUAAAGACAUAAGCCACAUGUACCCACAAAUAAACAUGUGGUAUGUGACUCUAUGGCUUAAAUUCAAUAAACAUUUAUCCUCAACUCUGACUUACAAGUAAUAUCCUUGCUUUAUAAUCCUUGCUGCAAUUGAUAGUCAAAUUUAAGGACUAAUGUUUAUUGAAUUUAGGCUUAUGUGGUUCCUGUGUUACAUUAAUCUCAAUCUGGCUGUAUCACAGAAGCAAGUCCACAAGCUAAGAGUGUGUGUGAAUGCUACAUUAAUACUCAUAAAUACCAAACUGAUAAAGUACUAAAAAUGAUAUUCCAUGCAUUUUUGAAGAUUUAAAAUGUAUUAAACUGUGUCAAGUAAAGUUUUUGUUAUUCUGAA